Molecule: messenger RNA, 7005 nt
Organism: Malaya genurostris
Lineage: Eukaryota; Metazoa; Arthropoda; Insecta; Diptera; Culicidae
Product: muscle M-line assembly protein unc-89-like
Exons: 7
Coding region: 51-6755 (2234 amino acids)
Source: RefSeq, a predicted model, not a curated record
UCAUUUUAAUCACAACAACUGCUUGGUUUAGUGUUUUUAUUUUAAAAAAGAUGAAAACAAAUAUAAACAAAGACCCUUCGAUAUAUCCGGAAGUAGUUAUCUCUGAGGUUUCAGAUAUAAACCAAAAGAAUUACAAUGGUGCGACUAAAGGGCCAUCACUACACCGAAGUUCAAGAUCAGUGUCAAUUUCACGAUUAAAAUCGGACGAUUCUAUACGAAAAGAUUUGAUGUUCAUUCGAGAGGUAUCCCCUUUCGAAAUAGGCGAAAAACGAAACGUUCAGUUGGCGUCUUCAAAAGCAAUUAUUGAUAAAGCCCUAAUUAUGGAUAUUUCAGGAGGUAUCACUAAAAUAGACGAAUAUGUGUCUCUGUUCUUUUCAUCGGGAUGUGUGAUAGAUGAAGCAGUAUGCAAAGAUAUUUCCACACAGCACUCUUUUGAAGUAGUAGUGGUAGACGUAGAAGAAAAUACAGAAAAUGCCUCAUUACAAUCAGAAGACACAAAAUACCCCGUUGAAAAUGGUUUCGCAAUUACUCAAAAUGUAUUAGAUGAAGAUUUAAAUUUUCAAUCGAAAGCAGAAGAAAAAUGCGUAACAGAAGAAGCUGAUACUACAGUUUCAUUUUCGAUCGUUGAGGAACAGGUUGAAUCAACAGUAUUGGAAGAAAACCAAACAGUGGUAGAAGAAAACACAUCUUUGACCGAUUAUUGUAAGGAAAAAGAAAACGAAAUCGAGGAGAAGACAAAUGAAAAAACGGAAGAGGAGGUUUAUGAUGAUGAUGAUGAUGAUGAUGAUGAUGAUGAUGAUGGUGAUGAUGAUGAUGAUGAUGAUGAUGAUGAAAUAGAUUCUUCAUUCUCAUCAUCAGAAGAAACGUAUGAUGAACUUGUGGACUAUUCUUUGUGGAAAACGUACAACUCUGAUGAAGAUGAUGUAACAGCAUGGUUCUAUAAGGAAACUGAGAAAUUUACAGAUGAACUAACAGAAAAAGAAAAAGACGAAGAGUUCAGAAAAGAACGGUUGGCAAAGCGCUGUCCUGUUUUCCUAACAAAUUUAACCGAUCGUACAGGUCCAUUCGGGUCUGAAAUAAAGCUACAAUGUUCGGUUACUGGUCUCGAAACAACUGUGAAAUGGCUUAAAGAUAACCAUUUGGUUGAAAAAACAGAGAAAUUAAAUGUAGCAGCUAUGAACGGACUAUAUUCAUUAACUCUUAAGGAUGUUCAGAAAUCUGAUGAAGGAAUAUAUACUAUUAUUGUUAAAAAUAGAGGAGGCGAAAUUAGUUCUUCUGCAAAAGUUACAGUUUACGAAAAUCUAGAUGAAAAAAUACAGACUCCUGCAUUACUAAAAAUAAGAGAUUACUAUCAUUGUGCACUAAAUGAUUUAAUCAUAGAAUGUCACAUAAUGUUUAGGCCAAAUUGGCUCGUGCCCGAGAUUCAAUGGUUGAAAGAUGAUAAUCCAAUUAUCACUGAUGCGCGAACACGAGCCACUUACGAAGGGAAUGAGAUUUUUCAAUUGAAUAUAUACAAUCCAACACCAGUCGAUAGUGGGGUUUAUACGUGCAUUGCAAAAAAUUCAGCUGGUGUCAUUAAUAUUGUUCAUGAAGUGGAAUUCACAGCAAAAGUUCACUAUAUACAUCUUCCUGGGUUAUAUCACGCAGAUAAGAAAAUCGUCAGUGAAGAGAAGCUAUUGAAUAAAAAAGAAUCUAAAUUACCGGAAAACCGAACUACUACAAGAGAAACGGUACAACUGGAGUCAUACCAAGAAAAAUCGUAUGUUAUUCGCGAUUCGAAGACUAAACUCACGUGGGCAGGAAAGCUGAAUAAUAUUACCACACGAAAAGGCCAAACAGUGAAAAUGAUUUGCUCAGUCAAUGGAUAUCAGCCUACCUUCAAAUGGCAAAAAAAUGGCAGAGCGAUUGAUUAUGGUGACCGCAUUCAACUGCUUAACAAUGGAGUAAUUGGACAAAUAUUAAUUAGAGAUGUUCAUCAAUCUGAUGCUGGGGAAUACGUGUGCACUGCAAAGAAUGAUUAUAGUGAAAUAAAAUCAACAUGCAUCCUAAAAAUCAUAAGACUUUCCAUCGAAGAUAAAUCUCCUCCAAUAUUUACAAAACCAAUUAAAGAGUUUUACGAUCUUCGUGCUAAUGAUUUAAUCCUUCAAACACAAGUACAUGGUGCUCCAAAUCUUCUCAUUAAAUGGAACAAAGAUGACACUGAAAUUGUUUACGAUGACAAAUUCAUGCUAAGUCGUGAGUCAAGUGGGAUAUAUCAAUUACACAUACAUGAACCGAAACCAGAGGAUAGCGGUGCGUAUGAAUGCCGUGCUAUAAAUAAUGAUGGUCAAUCAAAGGUUGAACACGAAGUAAAAUUUAUUUCGAAAGAGCAAUUUGUGCAUGCUUAUAGGGUCGAACAUGCGGAUCGAUUUAAAAGGCAGUUUAUAGGAGAUGUGGCUUGCAGUUCAUUAGUUCCCACGCCAACUGAACAAAGUUGUAACGAAGCAGGUUUGAAGGAAACGUCUGCUAUUGAACUCAAAACAAAUAAAAAAAAGAACGAAAAUAUCGACUAUCCUGCCGAUGCACAACAGGUGGUAAAAUCAGAAACGCCAAAAAUUAAGACAAUGCCAAGAUAUCGCUUCGAUGAAACCUCAUGUGAACCAUUUAUAAUCAGAGAUUCAAAAAUAAAACUGACCUGGGAAACCAAAUUGAAAAAUAUUACAGCAGAAGAAGGUGGAAUAAUCAAGUUAGUGUGUACUGUUACUGGACCAUUACCUCAGUACAAGUGGUUCAAAAAUAGUAAACCACUCGUGUGGACUAAGGACGUAAUCAAUGAAAGCAAAGCUGAAUUCGGUUGUGUGCGUAUACAACAUGCAAAUAUAUCUGACUGUGGGGAGUAUUCUGUAAAAGUUAAAAAUGCCGAUAGUGAAAUUGAGUGUUGCUGUAAUGUAACUGUUUUUCAAAAGACGACAGCUGUGCAAACAACUCUUCCAACGAUCACAAGGAUCACAGAUUAUUAUGACAUCCGAGUAAAUGACCUCGUUCUUGAAGUCCACGUUCGAGGCUCCCCAAUUCCAAUUCUAACAUGGGAGCACGAUGGCCACGAACUUAAAAACGGAAUGGACAGAAUAAUUAUUGCUCGUGAGAAGGAUGGUGUCUACAGAUUGAGCAUUCAUGAUCCUCACAAAAUUGACGGGGGACAUUGGGUAAUUAGAGCAAAGAACAGUGCUGGUGAAGAUAAAAUGAAGCAUUAUGUAACAUUUCUAGGAAAAGAAAAUUUUCAGCGCGUAGCAGGAGUUUAUCGCGCUGAUCCAAAAUUAACAAAUGCUGAGUAUCGUUUUUAUCGUCAACGAAAAUCGCAAUCAGUUUCACAAAUAAAUUCUACAAGUAAUUCUCAAUUUGUGAGACCACACGCAUCAGUGGACCUUAAAGGUGAAGAAAUCACGCAAAUAGAACAUAAUGUUCAAGAAUUUGAUAGAAACAUACCGAUGAGCUCUCAUAAACGAGAAUGGCAAAAAAAACUUGCUUCACUGUAUAGCUCAUUGCAUCCAGAGACUUCUGCGGAAUCAACAAAACCUAUGAGACUGGAGUCAAAACAGAAACUGUCAUUCGAUGCAAAACUAAGAAAUGCGAUUGUUGUUGAAGGGAGCACAGUAAAAUUAGUAUGCUCUUGUAUUGGACCCUCACCAUCUAUUAAAUGGUACAAAAACAAUAACCCUAUUGCUUGGACGAAAACUCUUAAAAAUGAUACAAAAUUAGGAAUAGCCGGUAUACUUUUUACAACAACAUCUAUAAGCGAUUCAGGAACAUAUAAAUGUGUAGCAAGUAAUAAUUUUGAUGAAAUUGAAAAUUCGUGCACGUUAACGGUUUAUCCCGCUCAAGAAAAUCAAUAUGAGGCUCCUAAAUUUACCCGAAGCGUGAAAGAAUACUUUAAUAUCCAAGUAAAUGAUUUGGUUCUGGAACUACACGUUCGAGGUAGCCCUACUCCAAACAUCAAAUGGCUCAAAGAUGGAAUUCGAAUUGAAGAUAUUGAGUGUAAUAAAUAUUUUGCACUAAGAGAACCGGAUGGUAUACAUAAACUUACAAUCCAUGAUCCUCAGCGAAUCGAUGAAGGACGAUAUGCAUGUGUAGCUGAAAAUGUGGCAGGAAAAGACAUCAUUACACAUGUAGUUAGGCAGCUUAACAAAGAUGAGUAUUGCCAUAUUCGCGGUAUAAUGUACCAUGACCCAAAAGUAAUAAAACGUGGAUAUUAUUCAGAACCCUCUACGGUCGAGUUAGUGAAACGAGAACCGAGAGAAUUUGUAUGGUUGGAAGACGGAUCGUACUAUGUUCGUGGUCAAACACCCGAGGAAUUAUGGGAAUAUGAAACUGACACAAGCACAAAUAGUGAAUAUGAACCGUAUAAACCAUCAACCGAAGACCAAAUGGAAGACAAAAAUCAAGAACAAUUUAUUAGAGAAGAGAGCACAGAAGAGAUUGGCAAUCAAAAUACAGAGGGUGAAAAUAAACUGAAGUCAGCAAAAAUAAAAGAGAAUGACGCAAACAUUAAGAAAAUGAGGAGGAAAAAUACUAAACAGAUAAUGCGUUCAUCUCCAUUUGACACAAAUACAACACAAGAAAUAAACUCAGAAAGGCACAGUAUACAACUUUUGAAGCAAACUGUAAUAAAAUCUGAAGACAUAGACAGAAUGACAACAAAUAGAUUAAUAGAUACAUUCAAAAUACCAGUGAAUGAAAAUAAUGAGGAAACUCACCUUAAUAAGAGGUACCAACGGUUGUUGCCAGAGAUUAUUCAAGAUUCAAACUCCGACAGCAAAAAUUCGCUUAAAUUUAUUACAGAGUUGCGAGAUACAAUAGCCGUGGAUGGCGGAUCACUAAAACUGUUUUGUACAUUAUCUGGUCCCAAGCCUGAAAUAAGGUGGCUAAAGAACAACGAACCCCUAGAGUUUACCAAAAUUAUAAGAAAUCAAACGCGCGAUUCAACAGGAAUAGUGCUAAUUACAAAAGUUUCUGAGACUGAUGAAGGUGUUUACACUGCCGUCGUGAAGCAUAAAGAUUGUUUAAUCAGAAGUCAAGCCAACGUAACAGUUAUCAAAAAACCCGAUACAGCAAUUGGAAUGGCUCCAAUAUUUAUCACGGGAAUAAAAGAACGAUACGACUUCCGUGUUGAUGAUCUUAUUCUUGAAACACACAUUAAUGGAGACGGAUUAUUACUAGUUCAAUGGUAUUUGGAUGGCAUCGCUAUCAAAAAUAAUGAUAAAUAUAUUCAAAUCCGUGAACCAAUGGGCGUGUACAAAUUGUGCAUACACAAGCCACAAGCUCGAGAUAACGGAAGAUAUCUAGUAAAAGUACACAAUGAUUUUGGAUCUUCUGAACUGCGCUACCAUCUUCGCAUUGAAGGCAAAAUGAAAACGCCUUCUUAUGGAAUCUUUCACGCUAAUCCUAAAAGAAAAUAUACAGACGACGACGUAAAAGAAAAGCAUAGAAAGCAUUGUGAGGUUGUAUUUCUGGAAGAUGGUGCUUAUUAUGUGCGAGGACAUACUCCUGAAAGAUUAUGGGAAUGGGAAACAGACACGAGUGCUGAAAGUGAAUAUGAGGAUUAUGUUUCGGAAGAACAUGAUUCAAUAGCAGUAGAGGCCAAUCUAUUAAAUGAAGAUGAGUCAGAACAUGUUGCACAAAGCACAAAAUCAGAUUCGACAGAAUCUGAGACACAAGUAGAACGCGAUCAGAUGGAUGAUGCAGAGUAUACGAACUCUAUAUCUGUGUCAAAAAAAGUGAUUAAACGAGGGCCGAAGAUUAAAAAAAUGCGCAAAAAGCAAUCGAAAGUUCUUAUUGAAGAAGAACCAAUUAAUAAAAUAGAUACAGUUAUUACAUCUGUGCUUCAAACAAAUUCGACAGAAGAACCCGAAGAUAAACAUGUGCCAAAAAUUAAAUUAAGUCAGAAAAUAUUAUCUGGACAGUAUCAGUCUCAGAUUGGAUCGCAGCUAACGAAAAAAAAAGUUGAUGUUGAGUUCAUUAGCCGCUUAAGAAGUCAAACAUUACUCAAAGGAAAAACAAUUAAUUUGAACUGCUGUUGUUCUGACAACCAGAAUAUUGAAGUUGUUUGGUUUAAAGAUGGCAAAAUAUUUGAAAUGAAUAAAAGAUGCGUGAGUAGUGUUCACUACGGUUUUAUUACUCUUGAAAUUUAUAGAGCAAACAAAGAAGAUUCAGGCGUAUACAAAUGUUGUGUAAAAACAGCUAAUGGCGAAGUGAGUGAUUAUUGUAUAAUUACUGUAUUCGAACUGCCAGACAAACAUGAAGUUGAGUUAGUUCCACCAACAUUCAUACACCCUAUUAAAGAAACCUAUCAUCCGAUAACUAAUGAUCUUCACCUGGAAACAAGGAUAAGAGGAAAUCCAGUUCCUUCCUUGAUUUGGGUCUGUGAUGGUGUAUUCAUCCCCCACAGAACAGCAAAGUACGAAAUUUUUAAUCAACACUACUAUGAGCAAGGCACAAAUAUAACUACUGCCACUUUGAUUAUCAAUAAUCCUCAACUAAGAGAUAGUGGAAAAUUCACUUUGAUCGCAGAAAAUAAUGUGCAAAAAGUGCAAAUCGAACAUUAUUUAAAAAUUGAACUUCGUACUUCAUCUCACACAAAAAAGCGAAUGGACGACAUAAUAAUUGAAAACGAAACUCCUAGAUUUAUUCCUAAACCUCCAACACAAGAUCCAAUAAUUUCCGAAGAAGGGGAUACAAAUAAGCACAAUGGGAAAAAAAGUAUAGAUGAAGUUGAAUAAUCAAAAAUAAGCGAUAAGGAAGCGAAGUUUAAUUUUAUCAUUUUAAGCGCAUAUCUGAUCGAUUGUAGGUAACGACGACAAUUUAAAAUUAGUUAUGGGAGUAAUUGAACAGUGAAACACCAUAGCGACGCAAUAUGCUAGUGCACUAAAAGAUUAAAAAAGAAUAAUUUGACAAUAGUUAAAUAUUUCCGAAUCAUAAUAAUAUAAAAAUAUUUUAUUUAAGAUUUUUCGAUAGGCGAAAAAAAAGGUU